Molecule: messenger RNA, 2229 nt
Organism: Pseudoliparis swirei
Lineage: Eukaryota; Metazoa; Chordata; Actinopteri; Perciformes; Liparidae
Gene: kcnj11
Product: potassium inwardly rectifying channel subfamily J member 11
Exons: 1
Coding region: 793-1959 (388 amino acids)
Biological process (GO): regulation of monoatomic ion transmembrane transport; potassium ion import across plasma membrane
Cellular component (GO): plasma membrane
Molecular function (GO): ATP-activated inward rectifier potassium channel activity
Source: RefSeq, a predicted model, not a curated record
UUUAUUUAUUUAUUCAAUACUUUGUAUUCGAAGUUAUAGUAAUUACAAUAUAAUUACUAAUAUUACUUGUCACUCUGUUGCCAUUAUUAGGUAGAUGAAGAUUCCGGUCGGUGAACAGCCCGCUUUCUGUUCAUAAAGCAUCGUUGAUGCAAACAGCCUGAAGAUGAUUUGCAGAGUGCUCUAUAUUUAACCAUUUUAUAUCCAGAGCUGCCUGUGGCCUUUCAGCUUGAUGGGCCCACUCCCGCAUUCACAUUGAAACCCAAAGGAGGGCCACCACAGGGAUGGUGGGGGGCGGUGUAGGCCCACCUCAACUCACAACUUCUCCAUCUCACGUUACCAAGCUACAGGGAAGUGGCGCAGUCAGCACAGAACCGACUGCGCCACCAGGAGCCUUCCGACCCCAAAGGAUGACACAACUCAACCCAGAGACCCAUUUAACAUCGUAUUGACUUUCCACGGCGAGUGCACACUGGGUCGAUUCUCAGUGGGACGGGGAGGUGUGGUUCAUCUCUGCCCUGUGUGUCUGUGGGUGUAAGUGACCGCAACAGCUGCGGGGCUGGAAGAAGAAUUCCCCCCAGAGACUUGGCGGGUGUGGAGCGCCUGAUCUGGAGGGCAACGUGAGGAGCGCACAUACCUACAGAAAACGGACAAGAAUCUACCGCGCUCGACAGCUGAAGAGCUCGCUGGAGGAAAAGACACCAAGAAAAGAGGAAAUAAUUCAUCUUGUAUCAGGGCAGCGACGAAUCACUCAGAGACACCACACAGGCUGUGGGUCCGUAGCAUGGGAGCGCUAUGUUGUCCAGGAAAGGACUCGUUCCUGAUGAUUACUUGCUCACACGUCUGGCUGAGAAUGUCCUGCAGCCAAAGUUCUUUAAAGCCAAACCGAGGAAAGCACGGUUCGUGACCAAAAACGGCACCUGCAAUGUAGCGCACACCAACAUCCGAGAACAGGGUCGAUUCUUGCAGGACGUCUUCACCACCCUGGUGGAUUUAAAAUGGCUCCACACGCUCACCAUUUUCACCAUGUCCUUUCUAUGCAGCUGGCUUCUUUUCGGGAUGAUCUGGUGGCUUAUUGCAUUUGCGCACGGCGACUUGGACCAGCCUGGAGAUGGCUUUGUCCCGUGCGUAACGGACAUUCACUCCUUCGCCUCCGCGUUCCUCUUCUCUAUAGAGGUCCAGGUGACCAUCGGCUUCGGGGGGCGGAUGGUCACGGAGGAGUGCGUCUCCGCCAUCUUAGUCCUUAUCGUGCAGAACAUCGUCGGACUGCUCAUCAACGCCAUCAUGCUCGGCUGCAUCUUCAUGAAAACGGCGCAGGCCAAUCGGCGCGCAGAGACGCUCAUUUUCAGCAAGCACGCAGUCAUCUCAGUGCGAAACAACAAGCUGUGCUUCAUGAUGCGCAUCGGGGAUCUGAGGAAAAGCAUGAUCAUCAGCGCCACCGUGCGGUUGCAGGUGGUCAGGAGAACCACCACCAAGGAGGGCGAGGUGGUGCCUCUGGACCAGAUCGACAUCCGCAUGGAUAACCCGGUGGGCACCAACGGCGUCUUCCUGGUGACCCCCCUCAUCAUAUGUCACGUGAUCGACAAGGACAGCCCUCUGUAUGAUCUGUCGGCGUUUGAGCUGCAGCACGAUGACUUGGAGGUGAUCGCGGUGCUGGAGGGGGUGGUGGAGACCACGGGCAUCACCACCCAAGCCAGGACCUCCUACGUGUCGGAGGAGAUCCUGUGGGGGCAGCGCUUCGUGCCCACCAUCUGCGAGGAGGACGGCAUGUACGCGGUGGACUACUCCAAGUUCGGUAACACCGUGAAGGUCCCGACGCCGUUCUGCAGCGCCAAGAAGCUGGACGAGGUCGGCGGCAUCGCUCGGUUUAAACUUAACGAGGGCGUCACCUUGCGGCCGUCUGCGAGAAGGCGGCGGCGCUCCCCGGUUGUCCGCAGGUCCCGGAUUGAGACUGAAGGUUGAUCCAUGUGCGCCAUGUUUUAGGAUUGGUCCUUUAAAUUGGAGGAUAGUAAGGUUGAUAUUUAUUGUAUUAUUCAUGUAUGUUAUGGUGUACCUCUAAUCAAUAUUACAUAUCAUAUAUCUCCAUGCAGUCAGAUGUACGCGCAGGUCAACAAGCUUUUCACUCAGGGUCACAGAGCACCCGCAAUGAACAGAAAGUCCACAGUUUGAUGUGUGUUGUUUAUAACUAAGAGUGUAUGCAUGUAUCUAAAAGCAAUAAAAGAUAAUCCUUCA